AUGGCGAAGUCCAAAGCAGCCAACAAUAUUUGGGCGAUCGAACUCGGCAACGAGCCUGACCCCCCGUGGAACGAGACACGGGAAGGGGCCAAUGAAAAUGAAUGGGCACAGGUCUUUGCGAACCAUUGGAAGAGCCCUCUUCCCAUCCUUGCCGGCGGUGGAUAUGCAAUUCCUUUCCAGAUAGAACCCGGGUGGCCCAACUUACCUUAUCUGGUCAACGAGGCUUAUAACAAGACUGUCAGGGCAGCGACAAAGGUAUACAAUGGACAUUUGUAUGCUUUCUCAAACGCGUCAGUAAACGAUCUGGAUGUCGAGAUGUCACAUCAGAGAACAGCUGAGGACCUGAACCUUCUGCCCAUCUCAACCGCCAGGUCUGUCGGCAGGCCAUACAUCAUUGGUGAGACGGGCUUCCAUGGAUUAGACUACGAAAUGGACGCAACUUUCGGUUCUGCCAUCCAAACCGUCGACAAGACCUUACGUGCUUUGUCUAUUGGGACUCAGCGACUAUUCUACCAUCAGGGAACUAUCAAUCGAGCUUUCUUUAACUGGUGGCGAAGCGAUCAACUGAACGCUAAUUUCUACGGCGCCUACUUCGGAGCUCUUGCUACAGCAGAUGGCGAUCACAUCGUGGCAAGUGACAACGGCAGCGACCGAUACGCGCAGUACAUCAUCUAUCGAAAGGGCAAGCCGUCCAAGCUUAUCUUUGUCAACACCGAUUACUACUCGGGUAUUGGCUCUCGCUCCACUACAAGCUUCACAGUCACUGGUCUCAAAAGCGGUGUUGUAAAAGCGCUUCGCAUGACUGGCCCAAGCAGCGAGACUCUAGUUCCCCUCAAACAGACUAAUCCGGAUCUUGAGCCCAGUAUUGCAGGACAAUACUUUUCUAACCAGAACUGUGAUCUUAAAGGUGCUCAGAGGUUUGAGACUUUCAAUGUUAAGAAGGGAAAGCUUGUUACAGAUCUUAAAGCAUCGGAAGCACUUAUUGUCUACCUCUUGACUAACACUCCAUUGCAGAAGAGAUUUGAAAAGGCUCAGGAGGAUAUAUUCCCAGCUGCUUAUUGUGUUCUUCAGCAUAGUACUGACACAAUCUACAAUUUUGCCUGGCUCAAAUUUCAAGAUGAAGGCAGAGACAAUAAAGAUGCAGAUAAUAAGAAGACUGACAACGACAAAUUAACAGAGAAGAAAAAGGAUGAGAAAAAGAAACAUCACCAAGCGAUUUUACACCUUGGCAAUGUGAUCUACAGAAUCCACGACCAUGCUUCAUCGGGCCUUGAACCAAUGACGAAGACGAGGCUUGGUACCGUCUACAGGAAGUGA
This is a messenger RNA of Fusarium pseudograminearum CS3096, 1317 nucleotides long. RefSeq lists its product as uncharacterized. The record is from RefSeq and is a predicted model, not a curated record. The coding region runs from base 1 to 1317 and encodes 438 amino acids. The transcript has 7 exons. NCBI's taxonomy places the organism in Eukaryota, Fungi, Ascomycota, Sordariomycetes, Hypocreales, Nectriaceae.